CUACGACCGCAAGUUCCUGUUGGACCGCCGCAACUCCCCCAUGGCCCAGACCCCGCCUUGUCACCUCCCCAGUAUUCCCGGCGUCACCAGCCUCGGCUCAGCCGGCGAGGAGCCCAAAGCGGACGCCAACAACCUGAACCACCAGGAAGGGAAGCCAUCCAUGGGGGACGACGCUCAGUUCGAGAUGGAUAUCUGA
Molecule: messenger RNA, 196 nt
Organism: Nestor notabilis (Kea)
Lineage: Eukaryota; Metazoa; Chordata; Aves; Psittaciformes; Psittacidae
Gene: EIF4EBP2
Product: eukaryotic translation initiation factor 4E binding protein 2
Exons: 2
Biological process (GO): negative regulation of translational initiation
Cellular component (GO): cytoplasm
Molecular function (GO): eukaryotic initiation factor 4E binding
Source: RefSeq, a predicted model, not a curated record